AUGGCAGAAACACGUGAACUUGAAGUUGCUCGACAAAAUAGAACUAAUUGUAAAAUUCGCUUAAGUAAAAUCGAGGAAGUGGAAAAGGAAUUUGACAGAGCUCAACUAACAUUAGAAAUAUUGGCUCCGGGAAUAAAUCGUGAACAAGAUAGAGCGGAAUUUGAUGAAAAUUAUUUUAAAUAUGUAGCGUUAGCAAAGCAAAUUUUGAAAGAUCGCAAUUUCCAAAAUCGCGAUAUAUUAUUGGAGAAUAACGAAAUAGAUCGACAACGAAAUCGUAUAGCGUUGUUAGAAGCUGAGUUGAGUUCUCGUCGAGAUGCCGAGAUUGCAGGUUUGAGAGAUAUAAUAUCAUCGAGAAAUUCUAAUGAAUUAAGUACAGUGCGCACGCAUUUUCCACUUCCUAAGCUAGACCUUCCCACUUUCUCUGGGGGAUAUGAAGAGUGGUUGGGUUUUCGCGACACGUUUGUGGCUAUUAUUCAUGACGAUUCAACUAUACCGAAGGUACAAAAGUUUCGGUAUUUGAAAUCUUAUUUGAGGGAUGGUGCCGCUCGCGUUGUUGAAAAUAUUGCAAUAUCAGAGUCGAGUUAUGAUGAAGCGUGGAAAUUAUUAGAAGAUCGAUUUAAUAAUAAAAGAAUUAUAAUCCAGAGCCAUAUGACAGCUCUGUUUGAUUUAACAAGUCCGAAUAAGGAAUCGCCAUCGUGUCUUCGUAAUAUGCUUGAUUCAAUUUUGAGACACACUCGCGCGUUAACAGUCUUGGGUCAGCCGGUGGAAAAGUGGGAUACCCCGCUGAUAUAUCUUAUCGCUUCAAAACUAGACAAAGAUACCAGAAGAGAGUGGGAACGACGUCAUCAUACUUUAUUACACAAGGAAUCAGAAAAUGAAUCGAAUGCGAGUAGUUUGAAUGUAGGGGAUAAGAAUGCAUCACAGGAAAAUGUAUUAAAAAAUUGUCAUGUUAUCGACUCUUCUAUGGUUCUUCUCUCAACAGCAGUGGCAGUUGUAUUAGAUGUUUAUGGUAAAAAAUAUAAUUGUAGAGUUUUAUUGGACAGUGGUUCUCAACCGAACAUAAUGACUGAGUCUUUGGCUAACAAAUUAAAUCUUAGAAAGAAGCGAUUACAAUCUUCAAUUGAAGUUCUCAAUAGCAAUGAAAUAAAUAGUGCUGAAUGGGUAGAGACUGUUAUUGAAUCUAAAACUUCUAAUUUCGCGACAAAACUUUCUUUUUUAAUCCUUCCAAAAAUUACAAGUAAUAUUCCAUCUAUUCCUAUAAAUAAACAUUUGUUUAAAAUACCUUCUCAUAUCAAGUUAGCUGACCCUCAUUUUGACAUACCAGCUGCUAUAGAUAUAUUAUUAGGAGCAGAAAUAUUUUAUGAAUUGUUGUGUAAUAAUAAAAUUUCUCUCGCGAUACCACACACUUCUCUUCAAAAUACUCAAUUAGGGUGGGUCGUGACUGGAACAAUAUACAAUAAUAAUCAAAAACAGACAAGAUUAACGUGUAACUUGAUUCGGGAUUCAUUAUCAAUGCAGUUGGAGAAAUUUUGGAAAAUGGAAGAAGAUGUCAAAAUGGUUCAUUUAUCAAAUGAAGAAGCUAGAUGCGAGAAACACUUUGUAGAGAAUAAAAGUCGUGACCUUGAAGGUAAAUACAUUGUACGUUUACCAUUCAAUCAUCGGAAGGAGGAAUUAGGGAAGUCAUAUGAAGCAGCUAUGCGAAGAUUCUUCAUAUUGGAAAGGAGGCUGUUAAAAAAUGAAAAACUGAGGCUUUCUUAUAAUCAGUUCAUGCAGGAGUACGAAGAUCUUGAGCAUAUGGAGCAAUCAAGUAGUGGACCAAAUGAGGGUUACUACCUUCCACACCAAGCCGUGAUCAGAGAGACCAGCCUCACCACAAAACUAAGGGUUGUAUUCGACGGGUCAGCGAAGACGAAUACUGGAAUCUCUCUCAACGAAACUCUAUUGGUGGGCCCUACGAUCCAAAGUGGAUUGAUCACCAUAUUGAUUAGAUUCCGACAAUAUCCUGUAGCACUGAUUGCGGACAUCGAGAAAAUGUACCGUCAAUUUUGGAUACACCCUGACGAUAGAAAAUUUCAAAAGAUUCUGUGGAGGAAAAAUUCGGAUGAGCCUGUUAAAACAUUUCAAUUAAAAACAGUCACAUACGGAACUUCUGCAGCUCCUUUCUUAGCGAUUCGAUGCUUGAAGGAAUUGGCCAAAGAUGAAGGUUCACAUCAUCCAAAGGCAGCUGAAGUUCUUGAAAAUGAUUUCUAUGUAGAUGAUCUGGUAACUGGUGCUGAAUCAAUUGAAGAAGCUCAAGAACUAAAACAUGACCUACAACAGUUGACCGAAAGAGGGGGACUUCAUUUAUGUAAAUGGAGGUCAAAUAAACAAGAAGUCACCGGGAACACAGAUGAUAAAGUAGAUUCACGAUUGAAGUUAGAUUUGGAAAAAAACUCAAAGACCUUGGGAGUAAUGUGGGAUAUAAAACAAGACAAUCUGUGUUUUGAAGUUGCACUCGGACGAAAAGAACCAGUAACAUCCAAAAGAAUCAUGCUUUCCGAAAUAGCCAAGCUGUAUGACCCGCUGGGAUUAGUUGCUCCUGUAAUCACCUAUGCUAAAAUCAAAAUGCAAGAGUUGUGGAAAACUGGAUCAUCAUGGGAUGAUCCAGUGCCAUCUGACAUCUUAGAAGAUUAUGAAGAAUAUCAGCGUCAAUUGUGCGCGAUCAACAACUGGAGCAUAGGAAGAUCAAUAAGAGAUCAAGGAUCUGAUGAGUUUCAGCUUCAUGGUUUUGCAGAUGCAAGUGAGAGGGCGUUUGGUGCAUGCAUAUAUGCUAGAUCAUCCAAAGGUGGGGAACAUCGAACAACUCUUUUGUGUGCAAGGUCACGAGUGGCUCCAAUAAAAACAGUAACCAUUCCUAGGUUGGAGCUUUGUGCAGCAGUACUUUUAGUUAGACUUUUAAAGAUUGUGAAGGAAUCAUUGCGUUGCCGAGUAGAUAGAGUCAUGCUUUGGUCAGACUCAACCAUUGCAUUGAGUUGGAUCAAAUCUUCACCUCACUUGUUUAACAUCUUUAUAGCAAAUAGAGUGGCUGAGAUCCAUGAAUCAUCUAGUGCUGAGAUGUGGAGACACGUAUCUUCAGGAGAUAACCCGGCUGAUGCAGUUUCCAGAGGUCAAAUGCCGGAGGAUUUUUUAAAUAAUAAAUUAUGGAAAAGUGGUCCAGAAUGGUUAAAAAUUUCUGAUGAUCACUGGCCAAAUAACAUGAUUCCAGAACCAGAUCAGUCAGAAUCAAGAAAAACAAAAGUUUUAAUUGCAAAGCCGAAGUCAUCUUGGAAACAAUUAUGGAGUCGAUUUUCAUCUUGGAAAAAAUUGACUCGUGUGAUGGCAUAUUGUUUGAGAUUCGUGAAUAAAGUGGCAAAGAGAUCGCAGGAUUCGGAAGAAUUGACUUCGGCUGAGUUGAGAGCUGCAACUAAUAAGAUUUGUUUGCUUGUUCAGGAGGAGGAAUUUGCAGAUGAAAUACAUGAGUUGAAUGGAGGCAAUAACUUACCUAGAAGAUCACGAUUAUUGAGAUUGAGUCCAAUUAUUGACGAAAAAUUAAUAAGAGUUGGAGGAAGAAUAAAAAAAGCGUUAUUGCCAUUUGAUCAGCAGCAUCCCAUCCUUCUCCCUAGUAAACAUCCUAUCACUACCCUCAUAAUAAGAUCUACUCACGAAGAAUAUAUGCACGCAGGCGUUAAUGGCACUCUAUAUGCAAUUAGGGAAAAAUUUUGGCCCAUUGAUGGGAGAUUAUCGGUGCGUAAAAUUGUAAACAGAUGCAUAAAAUGUUUUAAAAAUCAACCUAAAGAAGUAUCAUACAUUAUGGGCAACCUUCCAAAAGUACGAGUUACACCGUCAAGACCUUUUGAGAAUUGCGGUAUAGAUUAUUGCGGACCUUUUUAUGUGAAAGAAAAAAGAUUAAGAAAUCGAGGAAAAAUUAAAGUGUACGCGGCAAUUUUCAUAUGUAUGAGUACGAAAGCGGUGCAUGUUGAAUUAGUGGGUGAUAUGUCAACGGAAAUGUUUUUGGGAUGUUUGCGAAGAUUUUUUGCUAGGAGAGGUAAAUCUAAAAGAAUGUAUUCUGAUAAUGGACUCAAUUUUGUAGGAGCGAAAAAUGAGUUGAGCGACAUUUACAGCAUGCUCAAUAAAAAAGAAAAUAAUGAAACAAUAAAAAACAAUUUAGCAAAUCAAGGCAUUGAAUGGUAUUUUUCACCACCACGUACUCCACAUUUUGGUGGAGUAUGGGAAGCAGCUGUGAAGUCGCUCAAGACUCAUCUGAAAAGGACUGUCGGGGAAACUCUUUUCACUUACGAGGAAUUGUAUACAUACAUGUGUGAAGUAGAAUCAAUAUUAAAUUCAAGACCGCUCACACCAAUGUCAAAUGACCCGAAUGAUAUGCGUGUUUUGACUCCAGGUCAUUUUUUGGUCGGAUCAUCAUUGAUGACGAUUCCAUCAUUAGAUUUUUCACAAACUCCAUCAAAUAGACUAAGUAAUUGGCAACACAUUCAAAAACUAAAAAAUGAUCUGUGGAAACGAUGGACUCGCGAGUAUCUAAAUGAGAUCAACGUGAGAUCAAAGUGGCACACAGGUUCUCCUAAUAUUAUAAAAGAAGGAACUAUAGUGAUUUUAAGAGAUGAUAAUUUACCUCCUUUACGGUGGAGUUUGGGAAGAAUUAUUCAGGUGUGUCCUGGAGAUGAUGGAGUUAUUCGAGUAGUGAAGAUUAAAACUCAGAACGGAAUAUAUACUCGUGGAGUGAAAUUAGUUUCGCCACUUCCGAUAAAUGAUAAUUAUUGA
Leptopilina boulardi is the source of this 4797-nucleotide messenger RNA. RefSeq lists its product as uncharacterized. The transcript has 3 exons. Lineage: Eukaryota; Metazoa; Arthropoda; Insecta; Hymenoptera; Figitidae. The record is from RefSeq and is a predicted model, not a curated record. Gene Ontology annotation, molecular function: nucleic acid binding. The coding region runs from base 1 to 4797 and encodes 1598 amino acids. Gene Ontology annotation, biological process: DNA integration.